CGAAUUGUAACUCGGCGGCACGAUCGCUCGCCGAGUCGAAUUAUGUAAGCAAAAGCAAAAGUAGUUUAGGUAAUCGGUUGUUUCGAUCACUCUGAUUGGACCGCGUCACGGUUGAUGAUUCUUUGAAUUUUUCUGACAAAAGAAUAGAGAUUUAUGGUUUGGUAGGGAAUAUUUAUCGUUUGACCACAAGACUCAAUAUAUAAAGCAUUUUACACGAAAGCGCGAUCACAUUCGAUGAGAAAGUGAUGCUGAUUGUGGAUAUUCUAACAAAAUUACAAGUUUACUCGCGCAAACCUCGAUCAGGAUAAACCGAUGAUCUUCGAAAAUGACUUGUUGCAAGAUAUAUCUAAUCAUAUUAGCUCUAAUCACAUGUCACGUGAAUGCAAAUUACGAGUACGAGCGCUUGAAGAGUUUGAGCCAUGUGAUUGAUGUGCCACAAGUACCUAGCCAGCAUAACAUUUACGAGAGUGUUUCUUCUGAAAUAUUGCCUCAUUAUUAUAAUUCUUACGAAUCGAGUGAUGAUCGAUAUAGAGAUCGUUCCACAAGUUCCGUUCUAUCUGAGCGUUCUCCCAUUAGCGUAAAGAAAAAAUUGGUUGAAAACAAAAAUUUAAAAAAAAUGAAAAUUCCGUCUUUAAUGAUCAAUAAGGAUUAUACUGCAAAGUACAAGCAAUUGCUUCCAAAUUCGGAAAUUGCUCAUUGUCAAGAGAUUAACGUAAAAUUGAUCGGGAAAGAGGAUAAGAUACGAAAAGACUUUAUGACUUGCUACAAAUGCGAGGAUCCUAAAACUAGAUCCACAUACGAACGCUGUUUACAUAAUAAUCCUCCGGAAGAGAGCGCAUCCGCCAAUACGGAGCGAUUUAUCCCCGUCAGCUCCAGAUAUCGAAGGUCCAACAUGGAAAAUGAGAAAAUUAGUUACGGGAAGACAAAUCCUUAUCGGUUCAGCGACGAAUAUUUUACCGACGCUAUGUAUGAUGUACCGGCCGCAUACGAAAGCAGGGGAGAGAGAUGCGACAAGGUUGUGAAAAAUUCCAUGAUAUGCAUGAUUUGCCAAGAUGCUAAGACCAAUGGAAAGUAUGAACAAUGCUCGUAUGUAAAGCAGCCGCAAGAGAAAGCGUUCGCCUAUAUCAAAUCUGGCAUCUUCGAAAAGCCUGAAGAGCGAAGAAAUAAUAACGCUGAAAAUAAUCGAUCAAAUUCUUAUCCCCUUGAAUCCUCUGAAGGAUCCAAUCUUGAGAAAAAAGAUUGGAAUCCGAUUGCCAUAAAAGAGUCUCGCGAAUAUUCCUAUCCUAACGAGGAUCAUACUGAGAGAAUUUCAAUAAUAAAUCAGCAAGACAAAGUACAGGAUGCAUCUUCGACAGCUUGUAAACAGGUGCAAAGAGAUUCCAAAACCUGCACUGUAUGCAAAGAUCCCAAGAUUGGUGGUAUUUAUGAGAAAUGCAUUUACAACUAUCAGCCCAGCGAUAAACUAUAUAAAUACAGUAAAUCAAAAAGCUUCGGAUAUCCAGAUAAGAUUUCUACCGAUUCUACUCGUGAUUUAAAUGAAACUCAAACGUCGGAAAAAUCCAAGAGGUUUGAUUAUCCGCAAAGUUCCGAUUCUACGCACGAUUAUUUGGAUAAAUCCAAACAUUCUAUUUAUCCAUGGAGAUCCGAGAAAGCCAUUGAAUCUGAACAAGUCGCUAGUGAUCUUGACAGCACAUCGCGCGAUUCACCCAACUACAGCAGUGAUUACUCCAGUUCCAAGGGAUCGAGUAAUUACCAGCCGUUAGUUACGGGUGAAGAUACCGAAUUUUACGAGGAUCAAGCUACACCAUCUUUGAAAUCCGUCUCGGCGCAUUAUUCUGAAAAUAUCGAUGCGGAUCAUUGUAAAAAGUUUCAGAAAGACUCAAUGACAUGUACAGUUUGCAAGAAUCCGAAAACAGGCAACGAUUUCGAACAAUGUUCGUACUCGUAUCAACCGAGCGAUAAGGUCUUCUCUUACAGUAAAUCCAGCUCAUUUGGCAAUUCACGGGAGAAUGAUAAAUAUCAGCAAAUUCCGCACGAGGAUAAACAGGCGUCGGACAGUUCCGAGAUUGCAAAAGACUCCUACAAUGUCCCGAUCGGAGAAGAAGGCUACGAAGCUUCACGAACGACGGAUGAAGCAAAGGAUGAUUCCAAGGAUGCCGUGGAAGGAAAAAAGGAAGGAGUGGAUGCCGGAUACUUGGACACAGCAAAGAAGAAGGCGGAGAUUGAAGAGUUUAUGCAGAAUUUUCGGAAGAAAGAUCGAUCAAAAUGUAGAAAGAUUAUGCGUGAUAAAAUGACCUGCUAUCGGUGCGUUGAUGAGGAAAAUGUUCAAAAGGAGGAAUGCGUGUUUGUCACCGGGCAAGAACCCGAUCAGCUAGCAUUUCGCGAGAUAAAAGAAUUUCAAAUCGAUCCUGCAUCGCACGCUCGCGUCCAUGAAAGAUCAAGCUCGACGAAAACGAGAGAGCGCAUAACGGAUCCUUUAGAGCCCAGUGCAUCCGCUAGUAGAAAUUCGUAUGUCAAAUUAGAGAAACCAGACAACGAUUAUCCCGACGAAAUGCAACACACGGCAGAGGAAACUAAAGAGGCUGAACCGUACGAUUACACGUCGGAAACAAGAUCCAGAUACGACAAGGUACUUGGAUUGACUCUUCCGGCAUAUAUGUUUGCUACUUCGGAGCACGAGGUAGCGUUUGACGAGGUUGUAGCUUCCAGUCACGAUCAGCGCUAAUUUAGAUAUUGCUUUCGACAUUCUUAUCCUUACGUAUCCAGCUAUACUUGUUAUCGUCGAGCUGGAAAUUCUUUUCGCUAUCGUCUUAUUAAGAAUGUUGCAAAUAUUAGAAAAUAAUUAAAAUCUUUGUGUUUUAGUUUUUACAGUUUGUCCAGUUUAUAUUUGAAAUCAUAUGCAUACUCUCUCUCUCUCUCUCUCUCUCUCUCUCUCUCUCUCUCUCUCUUUCUUGCAACAUAAUUCGAUAUACAUAUGUUGCAUCUCGCUGAUGCCACGAAAAUCUUUGAUGCAUAUCAUAGCUCGCUGACAGAGAUAUUGCGAAGGUGUUAUAGGAUUCCUAGUUGAUUAUUCCGCAACUAUUUCUAUACAUUGAGAAUCUAUCAUUAUGAACGGUUAAUCAUUUUAAAAUACACAAAAUAAUUUCGAAGCUUGUUGAGUUUUUCAAGCUCUAAUACAAAAUAUAUAAUAUAGCACAGUA
Molecule: messenger RNA, 3200 nt
Organism: Cataglyphis hispanica
Lineage: Eukaryota; Metazoa; Arthropoda; Insecta; Hymenoptera; Formicidae
Exons: 4
Coding region: 326-2725 (799 amino acids)
Source: RefSeq, a predicted model, not a curated record